UGGGCAGAGAGAGAGAGAGAGACAGGGAGAGACAGUGAGUAAAGAGAGGAGAGAGAAGCAAGGCCAGGCGGGGGAUAGCACCGAGCGAGGGAGCAGAAAGAGAGAGAGAGAAGGCGCACACCCGAGAGAAGUGGAUCCAGAAUCUUAAGCGUUUCUGUGGAGACCUGAAGCUGGAUUCUCCUGGAGAAGAGUGACUCCACAGUUGUGUGCGUGUGUAGCUAUCGGUGCGUGGCUACAGCCAGCUGCUAGUGUGUGUGUGUGUGUGUGUGUGUGUAAGGAUGGGUCUGCUGCACCUGUGCCUCGGCCUGUCUCUGCUAUGGGCUCCAGUGCAGUGCCAGUGGUGGAACUUCUGGGCGGCUGCCACCACCACACGCCCUCCCCCCCUUAACACCACCCCUGCCCCCACAGCUGCCCUGGUCCUGGAGCAGGCUGGGUCAGGGGACAUGGAGAAGAACGUGCCCACCCUGGAGCCUACUGUUGCCCCGGUCCAGGACCAGGAGCCUGAGGCUGGGCUACAGGCUAAGAAAAGACCCCUCAAACUCAGGAAGAAGAGUGAGCGGCGACCGCAGCUCCACGUGGACCUGCUGGAGCUGGUGGGGGUGCCCCUCCCCCCCUCCGUCUCCUUCACCCAGGGCUACGAGGACGGGGGCCCCGCCUACAGCUUCGGGCCGGACUCCAACAUCGGCCGCCUGGCUCGCUCCUUCGUGCCCUCCCCCUUCUACCGCGACUUCGCCGUCCUCGCCACGGUGCGGCCCUCCAGCGCCCGGGGAGGCGUGCUGUUCGCCAUCACGGACGCCAAGCAGGAGGUGGUGCGCCUGGGGCUGGAGGUGCGCCCGGCGAGGGCACGCUACCAGAACGUGGUGCUGCACUACAGCGAGGGACGCAGCCACAAGCUGUCGGCCGUGUUCACCGUGGCGCCCAUGACGGAGGAGUGGGCCAUGCUGAGCGUGGUGGUGGAGGGGGACCGGGCCAGUCUGACGGUGGACUGCGGCCCGGCCGAGGUGCUGCCGCUGGCCCGGAGGAGCGGGAGGUUCAGCUUCCACCAGGAGUCGGGCAUCUUUGUGGCAAACGCAGGGAGCGCCGGCAUGGAGAGGUUUGUGGGUUCCAUCCAGCAGCUGGUGAUCAGCUCUAACCCCAGGGCAGGAGAGGAGCAGUGUGAGGAUGAUGAUCCUUAUGCGUCUGGUGAUGCCAGCGGGGACGGUGUGUUGGAUGACCGUGAGUCGGAGGAGGAACUGAUGAAGAUGAAGGAGGAGAGGAAGGAAACACACCUGCCAGAAGAUGAGGAUAGCGUUCCGGUGCAAGCCCCGCCCACUGCGACUCCAGAGGACGUAGACGAGUACUCAGGUCACCUGACCCCCACUGAGACCAACCAGGAAAAGAUACUCCGAGGAGCCCACCCGACAGAGGAGCCGGGCGAGAGAUCAGGAGACGGGGCUGGCGGCCAGGGACGGAAGGGAGAGAGAGGAGAUCCAGGCCCUCGGGGCCCCCCUGGGCCUCACGGCCCCGCAGGCUCGGCCUCUCCCUCAGGGGACAGGAGGUCAGGCGAGACCCAGGCUCAGCCGGGGCCCAGGGGUCCGCUAGGCCCGGCAGGUCCACCUGGACUCCCCGGACAAGCAGGGAAGGAUGGGCUGACGGGAAGGAAAGGAGACAAAGGAGACACAGGUCUGAGGGGUCCUCAGGGUAUCCCUGGGUUGGCUGGAGAGUCUGGACCUAGAGGAGACAAGGGUGACCCAGGAGUCGGACUUCCAGGGCCCCCCGGGGUCCCCGGCCCCCCUGGGCCCCCCAGGUCGCGCAGUGUUCCAUAUGGUGCUGACGCUCUGGGCUCUGGCUUUGAGGACUCAGACAGUGAUACUGAACUCAUGCGGGGUAUCCCUGGUCCUCCGGGUCCUCCAGGCCUUCCAGGGCCUCCAGGGCCCGGUCUGCCGUUUGUCCCCUCUGAGGGCUUCCUCCCUGGGCCCUCAGGCCCACCUGGUGUCCCUGGAAGAGACGGCAUGGACGGCCCUGUUGGAAAACCCGGCCUACCAGGUCAGGAUGGAUCAGACGGUCUUCCUGGUCCCACUGGGAAGAAGGGUGACCAUGGACAACCUGGAGCUCCUGGACCCAAAGGGGAAUCUGGAGAGCCAGGACCGGAGGGAGCCUCGGGGCCUACAGGACCCGAGGGAAAGAGAGGUCUUCCUGGGCUGCAGGGACCGCCCGGUGUCCCUGGACCUCCAGGAGGUGUCUUCUUUGUGGAGGACUUGGAAGGCUCUGGAAAUAGUGACAUGUUGAUUGGUGCUGGAUCCAAAGGUCUACAGGGAGCUCCUGGCCAACCUGGUUUAACCGGUUUACCAGGACCCACGGGUGAGAAGGGGGCUGAUGGUUCUCCUGGGAAAUCUGUCAAGGGUGAACCAGGAAGUCCAGGCCCUGAAGGUCUUCCAGGGCUGGCAGGGUUGCCAGGCGCCAGGGGUGCCAAGGGGGACAAAGGCGGUGCAGGACCUAAGGGAGAGAGAGGUGCUGAUGGACUCAGUAUCCCAGGACCACCUGGGCCACCUGGACUUCCUGGACCAGUCUUCAACCUGCAGGAUCUGCACCUGAAUGACAGUGAGAGCUUGUUAACCUUCACUGAGCUUCGUGGUCCACCAGGACCUGAGGGCCCUGAAGGCUUGCCUGGUAGAGCUGGAUUCCCUGGACCCAGAGGUCCUAAGGGAGACAGCGGUCCUACUGGGGUUCUGGGACCACCGGGACUGAAGGGUGAGAAGGGCGAGCCUGGGGUCACCAUCGCUGCUGACGGCUCUCUGAUGACCGGGCUCCGUGGUCCGCAGGGUCCUAAAGGGAUCAGGGGUGAGCGUGGCCUCCCUGGACAUGCUGGUGUCGAGGGACCGAUGGGGCCAACUGGACCUAAAGGAGAAUAUGGCUUCCCUGGCCGCUCGGGCCGACCUGGGAUGGCAGGGAGGAAGGGGGAAAAGGGCGAUGUCAUUACCCAACCGGGCCUCCCAGGACCCCCGGGGCCCCCAGGACCCCCUGGCCGAGUGUUUGGACUCAACGGAGGGAAGGACUCGCCUCAAGGACGCAGGAACGGAGGGGCCAAAGGAGACAAGGGAGACGCAGGUUUACCUGGCCAACCUGGAACUCCAGAAUCCCUUCUACCAGACAGCUUGGAGGGCUUUGUGGGGGCCAAGGGCGACGGGGGCCUGAGGGGAGAGAAAGGAGAGAAAGGGGACAUGGGAUUGACAGGUCCUCCAGGGCUGCCUGGGAGGUCAGGCCUGGUGGGUCCGAAGGGUGAGUCAGUGCUGGGUCCUCCAGGUGACCCUGGGUCCCCAGGCCAGCCGGGGGCUCCUGGUUUAGGUCGGCAAGGCUCCCGAGGGCCCCCUGGCCCUGCCGGGCCACCAGGCCCACCGCCUGUCUACGGAGCAGCAGUUAGCAUCCCAGGCCCUACAGGACCCCCUGGCCCGCCUGGAGCACCUGGUGACACCAACCCGGUGAGUACCUACAGGACUGCCCUCGCCCUGGUGAGGGAGAGCCAUAGGGUGGCUGAGGGCACCAUGGCCUAUGUGGCUGACAGGGGGGGAGAGCUCUACAUCAGGGCACAGCAAGGCUGGAGGCAGGUCCAGCUUGGAGAGCUGAUCCUGGCCCCCCCAGACCUGCCCUCCUCCUCUGUGUCUCAGGCCCUGAGCAGACCAGGAGAACGCAGCAGACCCCCCAGGAUACACAGCCAGGAGCUUCAAGAGAAGGAAAGGGCCUAUCUUCCUAACUACAAUCUGUUACCACAGUCUACCCAAUCAGCACCUGGGCUCCACCUGGUGGCGCUGAAUGCUCCCCUGGCGGGGGACAUGCGAGGCAUCAGAGGGGCAGACCUGCAGUGCUACCAGCAGGCGCGGGCCGUGGGCCUCACCGCCACCUACAGGGCCUUCCUGUCAUCACACCUGCAGGACCUGGCAACCGUCGUCAAGAAGGCCGACCGCGUCAACCUGCCCGUGGUCAACCUGAGGGGGGAGGUGCUGUUCCCCACCUGGACGAGCAUCUUCUCAGACAACGGUGGUGUGUUCGACCCCAUCACCCCCAUCUACUCCUUCGAAGGCCGUAACGUCUUCACAGACCACACAUGGCCCCAGAAGCUGGUGUGGCAUGGCUCCAGCACGGUGGGUAUCCGGAUGACGACCAACUACUGCGAGGCGUGGCGUGCCGGGGACAUGGCGGUGACCGGACAGGCCUCCCUGCUGCACACCGGACGGCUGCUGGGACAACACACACGCAGCUGCUCCAACCACUUCAUAGUGCUGUGCAUAGAGAACAGCUACGUAGACCACCACAAGAGAAACUAACACACAC
Molecule: messenger RNA, 4308 nt
Organism: Osmerus eperlanus (European smelt)
Lineage: Eukaryota; Metazoa; Chordata; Actinopteri; Osmeriformes; Osmeridae
Product: collagen alpha-1(XVIII) chain-like
Biological process (GO): extracellular matrix organization
Molecular function (GO): extracellular matrix structural constituent conferring tensile strength
Source: RefSeq, a predicted model, not a curated record